This is a messenger RNA of Brassicogethes aeneus, 3456 nucleotides long. The record is from the annotation of a GenBank genome assembly. Lineage: Eukaryota; Metazoa; Arthropoda; Insecta; Coleoptera; Nitidulidae.
GUCAGAGUUUAGGACUUUCAUCGUUGUACACUUGGCAACAAUGUAUUGAUUACUUCAACAUAACCAGAUAAUCUCCGACUCAGUUAACCUAAUAUUUUUAUUAUGUUAUUUGUUUUUAACAAAGUGAAAUUGUUUUAAAACUCGCCCAAAAUGUAUUUAAGAGUACAGCUAAUUCUUAUAUUUUGUUGCUACUGGCAAAGUAUAUUGGCCAAUAUAGAUAUUGUGAGUGAAUUAAAUCUUAGACGGGAUAUUUGGGGUACAAAAGAGGAACCAUCACCUAAACAAGUGGCAAAAACAAAUGCUGACUGGUUUGCAUCCGACAUUGCGGCAUUUAAAGGAAAUGUAAUAGUUUAUCCGGAAUAUGCUCUAACAACAAAUGCUGUUGUCCAAUUAAUUUCGAUUAUUGACCUGAAGGAUUAUGCAACGCAAGUACCUGACGAACGUGCCAAUCUGUGUCCAAAUGUUUCUUCUCCAACAAUGGUGUUUAGAAAAGAGGAAAAUUUUCUUGAAACCUCUGCUAUAUCUGCUAAUCCUAAUCCUGAAAAUAGAACCAUUCUGCUUGAUAACAAAGAAAUGUCUCUUAUUAUGGGAUACGAAAUUUUAAAAGCUAAAAGCCAGUACGAUGUUAUAUAUUUCGCAUCAGAAAUAACACCCAUUUUGCCAUUUUUACUAGAUACGAGUUUAAUGGCAGGAUUUUCCAAGGUUUACCAAGUAAAUGUAAAAUCUCCUAAUUUAAGGUCAAGCAAUAUUGAUGAGACAUUGCCUUUAACUCAUAGAGAAGAUAUCGUUGAAAUUGAUAAUAAAAAGGGUUUAACCAAUGAACCAAAGCUAAAAACCGAUAUAGCAAAUGAAGGCUUAUACAAAAUUGAUGAUAAUAAAUACAAUCUUAUAAAAAUUGUCAAUAAAACAGCUUCAUAUGAAAAGUGUACCGUUGUUAUAGAAUCCGAUGAUGAAAAGCUUAUACAAAAAAAUUAUAGAUUGGCAGUAUUUAAAGGAAAUUUCACAAUACAUAGCAAAAUCCAAUUCCUGCAAGUAUGUGGUCUUGUUAGGACCUCAAAUGAUAAACAAAUACAACUUAAUUUAAGUGAAGCAAAGUCUACAUUCAAAAAUGUAACUAUAACUUUGGAGUCAACUGGAAGCAAACCGUUACCGAUAACCUUAAAGAGCGACUUAAAACCUUUGGGACAUAAUCAAUACACGUACUAUAAAGAAGAAGGAAAGUAUAUCGUAAAAUCCAAUGAACCCAUUAGCGAUAUUGUAAGCUACGGAAUUAUUCUUGGUGACGAAUUUUCUGAUGACGGAUCUGAUAAGAUAAGAUACGGAAAGGGAUACCAGUAUAUUGUCGGGGUUAUUGAAUACAAUCCCUUUACGAAUACAUCUGCAGUGGAAAAUAUUAUCGAAUACAACAUUGCAGCCUACAAAACAGAAAUCGAGUUAUUAAAGCAACGAAAUGCAGAAAUCGUAGUGUUUCCCGAAUAUGGUUUGACCGGAAAAACACUGAAUACUUCCUAUGCACAACAUGUUCCUAAACUAUCACUUGAAAAAAUCGAUUACAAAGAUAAUAUAGAAAGACUAAGUAAUAUGGCUAAGGAACACUCCAUUGCUCUUGCGGUAAAUCUUAUGGAAUUUGAAACGAUUAAUGACAAAACAUACUUUUUUAAUACCGAAGUUAUUUUCGAUAAAAAUGGGCAAAUUAUUGCCAAACACCGGAAGAUAAAUUUAAACGACGAAGAAAAAAAAGUUCUCACUCCUGGAUCUAAUGCUACCGUGGUCGAAAUUAAUGGCAACAGGUUUAGAGUAUUAAUCAAUGAAGAUUUAUUUUCUCCACUAGCAAAUUUUUUAAAUGGCACGAACAAUUUGGCUGGAUACAUAGUUUCCAUGAGCUGGAAAAAUCAGUUUCCUUUUGAAAUAGCCACCAGUAUUCAGGCUGGAUUUGCCAUUUCCAACGAGAUUCCAGUCAUUGCAGCCAACCUAAAUGCACCGUCAGUUGGAAUAAGCGGUUCGGGAGUGUACCAUUAUGAAAACUCUCUUACCAAGAGUUGUAGUAUAACUGGAAAAUCUGGAAUAUCGAGAAAUAUUUUAGAUUGCCACGUCAAAAACAUUGAUAUGGACCCAAAAAUGGGAAAAAAUGCAAUUGAAACAAUGGAAUUAAAUAUUGAAGCUUAUAGGGGUAUACUAGAGGAUUUAAGGUAUACAAAUACGACGAUAGCAGUUUUUCCCGAAUAUGGACUGACAGGAAUAACAAACAACGUGGAAGAAUAUGCUUUGGAAAUUUCCAAUAAUUCAUCUAACUUUAACCAGUGCAGCGGGCAGCACUUGAUGCCGCACGAGAUGCAACUCUUGCACCCCUUCGUCGAGCCCGACCUCUUGCAGCAGGUCGCCCGGCUGCACUUGCCGCUGCAGCCCCGCAGCUUGCAGCAGGCGCCCAGGUUCAGCGAGUUCUUCAGGCACUCGGUGUGCCGGCAGGUGUCGCCGAUGGGAAACGGCGGUCGUUUUCCGCUAGCCGAGGCCGAUUGGUCCAUCGAUGUACUUAAUUAUUUGUCGGACAUGGCGAUAGAACAUAACAUUACACUCGUUAUUAAUCUUCUAGAAAAAAGCGAUGAUAAAUACUACAACACCAAUGUCGUUUACAACCAUAAAGGGAACAUUAUUUCCAAAUAUCGUAAAAUAAAUUUAAACGACGAGCCCAAUUUGACCCCUGGUAAUAAUCUUUCCUGGUUCAAUAUUAAUUCACAGCUAUAUGCUUUGAUGACGGUCAACGAUGUUUUAUUUAAAAACCCAUCGGAAAUAAUUUUAAAACAAAAUAAAAAAAAUUCAACUUUCAACAAACCCUUAAAUAUAAACAAUAAAUUUAAAAACAUGUUUUAUGAAAAAAAUGUGGGAUAUGCCUCGGAUAUACUUCCUUUAAAUACAAAAGUGUCCUUGAAAGUUAAUCAUUUAACAUGUUCUGUCAAAGUAAAUUAUACUGAAAACACGAAAUCUAAUUUUUAUUUAAAGGUAAUCCUUUUUGACGGAAAAGACAUUGAAGUGGGUGGAAAAAGGCAAAGCCAAAUGUUUUGUUCCUUUUUUCAUUGCGAAUCCGAUGAAAUAGACAGUUGUGGAAACAUUAUAAACGAAAAUAUACAGUUCCACAAAAUCAGCGUAACCCUUAAAAGCGAUAUAAACAUAAAUAAUGGGUCCUCAAUUGAUUUGAUAAGGCCCAUCACGUUACGAUCCAAUUUGAAUCCCGUGGAAAAUUAUAAUUAUUCGGUGGAUAGAAAUACAGUGAGUUUGAGUGGGGAAAAUUUACCCAAAGGGACUUUAGUUUUUGGGGUUUUAGCUUUAAAAGAUCAUUCCGAUUUUAGUUCGGGAAUUUCCAAAGGAUGUAAAGUUGGUCCUGCGAUAAUUAGAGAAUGUAAAGGUCCUCCCAAAUCAAUGGAGCACAUCUCUUUAAGACUGCAUGUAAUCAACUGUUGA